UUAUUUUUUUUAAAGGCUUUUGCAUCAAAUCAGUAUGUUUACAGUAUGGAAUCCUUUGGACUGUUUUCAAGAUAAGUCUGAAACAAGGAUAGCCCUGCUGCUACUGAAUCAGCCAAAUCCAUACAACAAGUCAUUUCUUACAGCUUUAUGGAAUAAAGCUCUGUUUCGAGUGGCAGUAGAUGGGGGCUGUAAUCAUCUAUACAAUACAUUCAGGGACAAUGCUCAUGCCUUUCUUCCUGACUUAAUCACCGGAGAUUUUGAUUCAAUCCAGGAAUCUGUCAAGAAGUUUUAUGAAGAGAAAGGAGUAGAGAUUAUGCCAACCCCAGAUCAAAACUACACAGACUUUACAAAGGCCAUAAUGGAGAUAGGCAAAAGACAAAAGGACAAACAGAUAGACAAUAUUUAUGUGUAUGGAUCCUUUGACGGCAGACUUGAUCAUGUGUUUGCCAAUGUGAACACUUUGUUUGAAGCCAGUCAGUACACUAGUGCCAAUGUGAUGCAUUUCUCAGAGGACACCACAGCUUUCCUUCUCAAGACAGGCAAACAUAAGAUAUUGGUGGAUCCAGCACUUUGUGGGCAGUGGUGUGGUUUAAUCCCUAUUGGUGAGCCCUGUAAAUGUGUCACUACUCAAGGGCUUAAGUGGAAUCUAGGUACAGAUUCCUUAUACU
Messenger RNA from Saccostrea cuccullata (small rock oyster), 668 nucleotides. RefSeq names its product thiamin pyrophosphokinase 1-like. Gene Ontology annotation, molecular function: thiamine diphosphokinase activity; ATP binding; thiamine binding. The transcript is spliced from 6 exons. The record is from RefSeq and is a predicted model, not a curated record. NCBI's taxonomy places the organism in Eukaryota, Metazoa, Mollusca, Bivalvia, Ostreida, Ostreidae. Gene Ontology annotation, biological process: thiamine diphosphate biosynthetic process; thiamine metabolic process. The annotation marks the transcript as partial.